This is a messenger RNA of Aspergillus ruber CBS 135680, 444 nucleotides long. RefSeq lists its product as uncharacterized. The record is from RefSeq and is a predicted model, not a curated record. Lineage: Eukaryota; Fungi; Ascomycota; Eurotiomycetes; Eurotiales; Aspergillaceae. The transcript has 3 exons. Bases 1 to 444 code for a protein of 147 amino acids.
AUGAAAGUAUUCUAUGCACUUGUUGCGGCCCUCCCACUGGCUGUGAGUGCCACGCUCAGCAAGCGCUCUAUCACCUGCCUUGAAGUUGGCGCCACGGCCACCGCGACAUGGACGAACAGCGACGGGCAGACAUGUUCGUUUGCUGGGGUGGUUGGAAGUAACUACGGAACUAACAGCGAUGGCUCUGGAGACUACUCGUGCAAUGGUCGAUGCGGUGCGGGAUGUACUGGAACCGCGAUUGGCGAUGUAUACACGCAGGAUUGCUUCUCGCAUGAUAUUUGUUCGUACUUUAACAAUGCUAGCGGCGGUUCGAGUGAUCCGAAUUGCGGAGAUGCCUAUGAUGCUGCGGUGGAUGAUACAGUCGGGGGAGCAGUGGCCGGAUGUUCGCAGACGAACCCCUCAAAUGCGGUAUCAAAGCCGGCGACAAGCCCGACGUGUGCAUGA